UCUCCAACCCUUGCCCUGUCUAUGGAGAUGCUGGUGUGUGUGUUUUUUUUCCUUGUUGUGGUCGCUCUGAUCACAUGAGAGCCUACAUGACGUGGAAAGAGGAGCUUUAAAAGCCAGCAUCAACUCUGCAAAGCCGCCCAUCUAUGGCCGUGUUAUUAUACCGAGUGCAGGAAGCAGCCUCUCGAGAGCCGGCAUUGCAUUCCCUUCAAUGACCUUUCUCAUUCCUCGGGCUACUCCAGGAUUUUCAGCUGCAAUUCCGGUGCACUUCAAUUCAUACACUUGAGUGAUUUGUGAUCCUGUUGUAAAGCUACUAAACUUGAAAGUGAGAAGAUGCCUUUCAGUAAUGAGAAACAUUCCUUGAAUGAUGAAUCAUUAAACAGUGACACUGAAUCUUGCGAGCGAUCAGAUAGUGUCAACUCUUCCAGUGACUAUGAAUAUGCUCGACAAAGCUUCAGUAGUGAUUCUUCUAGCAAACCCAGCUCUCCAGCCUCAAGUCCGCCUAAAAUGGUUUCUUUUGACGACCUGAUGGAGACUGCAAAAGGAUUGUCAAAUAUGACUCUGGCUCAUGAAAUAGUCAUGAAUAGCAACUUUCAAAUGAAACAAAUUGACCUUCCUCCACAAAGCUUACAAAGGAAAGUUAAAGAAAUAGUUCACAAAGCAUUCUGGGACUGCCUGGAGGCUCAGUUGAACCAGGAUCCUCCUGAAUACCAUCAUGCCCUUGUACUUUUGGGAGAAAUUAAAGAGAUAUUACUUUCAUUUCUGAUACCUGGUCAAAACAGACUUCGGAACCAGAUCUCCGAGGUCUUGGAUUUAGAUCUAAUCCAACAGCAGGCUGAACACAAUGCUAUUGACAUUCAUAAACUGGCUGCUUAUAUAAUCACAUUAAUGGGAAAGUUCUGUGCCCCGGUUCGGGAUGAUGAUGUCAAAAAAUUAAAAUCGGUUACUGAAAUAGUGCCACUGUUCAGAGAGAUAUUUCAUGUUCUUGAUUUGAUGACGAUGGAUAUGAUCAACUUCACCAUUCAAAAUAUCCGACCGCACAUCCAGCAGUGUUCUGUUGACUAUGAGCGAAGCAAGUUCCAGGAUUUUCUCAACAAACAGCCAAAUGCUCUUGAUUAUACAACUCAGUGGCUAAAGGAGUCUAUUGCUGAAGUUUCAGCCCCUGUGUCCUCCUCAGACACAUCACCCUCUGAUGCUGACAGGAGUUCCAGUCUUUCCCUAAGCCCCUCUUCUGUGCUAAACAAUGGUUAUGUAAAAUUCUUGCAGUGGGACUACGACAAUAAGCCAGUACCUGAGACUCUGAUGACUGAUCGAUCACGUCUCCAAGAACUGCAACAGAAACUGAACCUGCAAAGGCUUGUGGCCUAUAUAAUACUGAUUAUCUACAACAUGGUGGGGGCAACCAUUUCAGGCCUACCUGAGUUUGCAGACAAAUUAAAGCGAGUUAUUAUGGUCUUACUUGAGGGCAUGCAUGACAAAAAUUUCAAUCUUGAAGAAACACUUAAGACCAUAAGUGUAAAGGUUUGUUCUGAAAUAAACCAAUCCUUGACUGAAAGGGGUUACCCUGUGCUUAAUAAUGAAAAUCAGACAAACCUCACAGGUCAGAUCUGCAGCAUUGCGGAAGAGAGCAACCCUGUCCGUACACUUAUCAAUAAUCGUAUUGAACAGUACAUAAGAAACUUGCUCAGCAUUCCAAAUCUGCAGAAGACUGUUUCAGUUGUUCCAGGAGGUCUUGCACCCAUACAAGCUGAACUGGAGGAGAUUGGAUCCCAGUAUGUUUGUAUAAUUAAAUACAACAUACAGGUGUAUGGGCCAUUUUACUCGGGCAUUUUGCGAAAACUGCUGUUCAAUAAUCUAACAUUGGCAGGUACUACAGCAUCACAUUCUCCUUGAGUGGAGAAGGUUAAUAAAUGGGAGCACACACAGUCUGGCUUGCAGUGUUUUUUUUUGUAUUGCAUCUUUGUAUGUUGACUGUAUAGUCUGCUCAUCACUUAAAUGCAUUUAGAUAAUUGCAAAUAUAUAAUUGCAAAUAUAUAAACAUUUACUGUGUUUCAAAGCAAGCCAAUUAUAUCAUAUGAACUUAUUUAAUAUCAUUUGAAACUAAAUUUAUACAUUGUAUCUUUACUAAAUAAUUGCGGCUUCACUAGAUUUUUGAAAAAUUAGUUGUCAGUUUCAAUUUGUGCCCUGAUUUUAAAGAUAAAUUUUAACAGGAUUAUAAAAUUGUUCAGUAUUUUUCUAUUAUGAGAAUCAAAAUAUUGUUUUUUAAUUAAUACUUUUAUAUAUGAUGCCAACUGCAAGAUAUAGUUUGCAAAGACUGAAAAUAAAAUUUGGUUUAAUGACUGAAGGAAGAAUCCAAUGAAAUCCGUUUUCGAUUGAGUGAAGAACUUAAAAUAUCUGCAGCAACUCCUCGCAUUUAUUCAUUGGCCCUCAACAUUUUGCUGUUCACUUUUCUCUAUUUGGGGUUUAAUGGUGCUUGAGGAGCAGGCCUUGGGCUUUACAAUCAGUAGAAACUUGAAGGUAGCUUCAUCAUAAAAUUAUUUUUAAUUGUUAGUUGUAUUCUUAAAUGUAUUUUGCCUGUGUUUAGUUUAGCCUUGUUGCAUAAACUUUUACUCUGUAAAUGUGGUUUCUAGUUUCACUUGCUUGGAACAGGACUUGUAAUGCCAAUUUAAACAUUGGUGUAGAUGUAUUUUCUUCAUUGUAGACUGAUCUGUGCAUGUUUUUUGAUUUAUUUAACAUGAGAUCUAAGCUUGUUGGAACAGUGUUGCGCAACUGUAUUUGUUAAUCUUGUCAUUUGUGUUGCAGACUGCUGACUGUAAAACUGGUGCUAAGUUUACUGUUAACUGACAUGAGCAACCUGUUUUUAAAUCAAGCACUUGUGCUUUUUGCAUUUUACAGUUGUAGGUUUGUAGCCAAUAACUUGCAAAUUUUCGGUAUGUACUUUUUGGUAGGAACUGAGCUCAAGUAAUAUUGGCUGUUGUUCAGCUAUAGCUUUUCUUGGGUAACUUUCCUGACCAAAGCAAAAUGUGCUUUCAUCACCACCCCACCACCAACACUCCCCAUAUAUCCACUGAAUGAACACGUGUAGUUCAUUUAUGUGUGGUCUUUAAGUUUUCAGUAGUGGGCAGAUAAUUCAUAUUUACAAUUUAAAAUCAUUCAAAGCCUUUUUUAAAAGUUGCAAUUCCCUUUACAAUCCAUCUAUAUUCACAGUCUGGAAAUUAAGCACCAGCUUGAUAGUAUGCAGAGAGGAAAAUCAAUCUGCAUGGUUAUACUGCAAGAAUUUAAUUAGAAGAAAUUGAGAUGGAAUCCAUAAUGGGCAUUCAGUUAUACCCACACUUUUUCUUCUCUACACUGUGUCCAAUAUUAACCUAAAUUUAUCCCAUUAUUUGUUGAACCAAACAAAAUUUGAGAUUAGCCCUUAACUUGAUAACAUGACUAGCUUUUAUUGUUGUGCAAAAUAAACAAGUAUAGCUGCAAUUAUGCUUUUGUUUAUCAUACCCCAAAUUCAACUCUGAGGCCAACACUCCUACGGAUUUAUCCAUUACUGGCAAUUGUUUAAGGAACAAAACUCCUGGACAAUGACAUUAAUUUAAAUAGGUGAGAUGGAUACCUGGAAAUGAAAUGCAAGACUUAUUCAGUACCAGUCUGAAGGACAUCUGUAGAGGGAAAGGAAAGCUGAUAAGUCUCAGUCAAAUUGAGAACAAAAGCACAAGAAUUUCCAAAACUGGAUGGGAGAUCAUAGUGCUGUCAUACCAUUUGCUAUACUUCAAGUCUCAUCUCAGUUCUUCUUAGUUGUUGGCAGAACUAAUACUGGAUAAAAAAUGAGGUUAUAUCCAAGUAUGAAGUUUUAUAUUUAAUAAAAUUUUAAAUGAA
Carcharodon carcharias (great white shark) is the source of this 3867-nucleotide messenger RNA. Its product is annotated as T-complex protein 11-like protein 2. The record is from RefSeq and is a predicted model, not a curated record. The coding region runs from base 331 to 1890 and encodes 519 amino acids. Gene Ontology annotation, biological process: signal transduction. Lineage: Eukaryota; Metazoa; Chordata; Chondrichthyes; Lamniformes; Lamnidae. The transcript has 11 exons.